GGGGCGGGCCCGGCGGCGCUCCGGCUCCUGCCCCGACAGGUGCGCGCCGCGUGCAGGAAUGCGACCAGCCUGACUCACCAGCGCCUCCUUCCUACCUGCCGCCGCCCCAUAAAGCGGUCCACUCCCCUCCCCGCCGCCCGCCCCCACUGCAGCCCGCCCUCCCGACAGUCCGGUUCGCCGCGCCCCUGCAGCCCAGCCGCCGAACAGAGUUCAGCGCGGGGAGGGCGCGGGUCCGCGCCGAGGACGAAGAGGAUGGCAGGGCCACAUCCCAGCCCAUGGACCAGGCUGCUGCUGGCAACCCUGCUGAGUGUCAGCUUCCCCGGGGACAUGGCAAACCGCUGCAAGAAGGCCCAGGUAAAGAGCUGCACCGAGUGCAUCCGUGUGGACAAGGAUUGCUCCUACUGCACCGAUGAGAUGUUCAAGGAACGGCGCUGCAACACCCAGGCAGAGCUGCUGGCUGCGGGCUGCCGGCCGGAGAGCGUGGUAGUCAUGGAGAGCAGCUUCGAGAUCACAGAGGAGACCGCGAUCGACACCACCUUUCGACGCAGCCAGGUGUCCCCGCAGGCGUUGCAGGUCCGCCUGCGGCCGGGCGAGGAACGGCACUUUGAGCUGGAGGUAUUCGAACCACUGGAGAGCCCCGUGGACCUGUACAUCCUCAUGGACUUCUCCAACUCCAUGUCUGAUGAUCUGGACAACCUCAAGCAGAUGGGACAGCACCUGGCCGAGGUCCUGAGCCAUCUCACCAGAGACUAUACUAUUGGAUUUGGCAAGUUUGUGGACAAAGUCAGCGUCCCUCAGACAGACAUGAGGCCUGAGAAACUAAAGGAGCCCUGGCCCAACAGUGAACCUCCCUUCUCCUUCAAGAAUGUCAUCAGCCUGACAGACGAUGUUGACGAGUUCCGGAGGAAACUGCAAGGAGAGCGGAUCUCAGGCAACCUGGACGCACCCGAAGGUGGUUUUGAUGCCAUCCUACAGACGGCCGUGUGCACGGGUGACAUCGGCUGGCGCCCUGAUAGCACCCACCUGCUGGUGUUCUCCACUGAGUCGGCUUUCCACUACGAGGCUGACGGUGCCAACGUGCUGGCCGGCAUCUUGAAUCGCAAUGACGAGAGGUGCCACCUGGACGCCACAGGCACCUACACUCAGUACAGGGCACAGGAUUACCCGUCGGUGCCCACGCUGGUGCGCCUGCUUGGCAAACACAACAUUAUCCCCAUCUUUGCUGUCACCAACUACUCCUACAGCUACUACGAGAAGCUGCACACGUAUUUCCCUGUGUCCUCGCUGGGGGUGCUGCAGGAGGAUUCGUCCAACAUCGUGGAGCUGCUGCAGGAGGCGUUCAAUCGCAUUCGCUCCAACCUGGACAUCCGGGCCCUGGACAGCCCCCGCGGCCUGCGGACAGAGGUCACCUCCAAGAUGUUCCAGAAGACGAAGACUGGGUCCUUUCACAUCCGGAGAGGGGAAGUGGGCACCUACCAAGUCCAGCUGCGGGCCAUCGAGGACGUGGACGGGAUGCACGUGUGCCAGCUGCCAGAAGACGACAAGAAGGGCAACAUCCAUCUGAAGCCUUCCUUCUCCGAUGGCCUCAGGAUGGACGUGGGCAUCCUCUGUGACGUGUGCUCCUGUGAGCUGCAAAAAGAAGUGCAGUCACCUCACUGCCACUUCCAUGGAGACUUCAUGUGUGGACACUGUGUAUGCAAUGAGGGCUGGAGUGGCAAAAACUGCAACUGCUCCACCGGCUCGCUGAGUGACACACAGCCCUGCCUGCGGGAGGGCGAGGACAAGCCAUGCUCGGGGCGUGGCGAGUGCCAGUGUGGGCAAUGCGUGUGCUAUGGUGAAGGCCGCUACGAGGGUCAGUUCUGCGAGUACGACAACUUCCAGUGUCCCCGUACCUCUGGGUUCCUGUGCAAUGACCGGGGACGCUGCUCCAUGGGCCAGUGUGUGUGUGAGCCUGGCUGGACGGGCUUGAGCUGUGACUGUCCUCUCAGCAAUGCUACCUGCAUCGACAGCAAUGGGGGCAUCUGUAAUGGGCGUGGCCACUGCAAGUGUGGCCGCUGCCAAUGCAACCAGCAGUCCCUUUACACGGACACUAUCUGCGAGAUCAACUACUCGGCGGUCCGUCUGGGCCUCUGUGAGGACCUGCGCUCCUGCGUGCAGUGCCAGGCCUGGGGCACUGGUGAGAAGAAGGGGCGCACAUGCGAGGAGUGCAGUUUCAAGGUCAAGGUGGUGGAUGAGCUUAAGAAAGCGGAGGAGGUGGUGGAGUACUGCUCCUUCCGGGAUGAGGACGACGACUGCAACUACAGCUACACCGUGGAGGGUGAUGGCGCGCCCGGGCCCAACAGCACCGUCCUCGUGCACAGGAAGAAGGACUGCCCUCCCGCCUCCUUCUGGUGGCUCAUCCCCCUGCUCAUCUUCCUGCUGCUGCUCCUGGCACUGCUGCUCCUGCUCUGCUGGAAGUACUGUGCCUGCUGCAAGGCCUGCCUGGCACUUCUCCCUUGCUGUAACCGAGGUCACAUGGUGGGCUUCAAGGAAGACCACUACAUGCUGCGGGAGAACCUGAUGGCCUCGGACCACCUGGACACGCCCAUGCUGCGCAGUGGGAACCUCAAGGGGCGUGACACGGUCCGCUGGAAGAUCACCAACAACGUGCAGCGGCCUGGCUUUGCCACUCACGCUGCCAGCACCAACCCGACAGAGCUGGUGCCCUAUGGGCUGUCCCUGCGCCUCGCCCGCCUUUGCACCGAGAACCUGCUGAAGCCUGACACUCGAGAAUGUGACCAGCUGCGCCAGGAGGUGGAGGAGAAUCUGAACGAGGUGUACAGACAGAUCACAGGCGCACACAAGCUCCAGCAGACUAAGUUCCGGCAGCAGCCCAAUGCCGGGAAAAAGCAGGACCACACCAUCGUGGACACAGUGCUGAUGGCACCACGCUCGGCCAAGCAGCCCUUGCUGAAGCUGACAGAGAAGCAUGUGGCACAGGGGACCUUCCAUGAGCUCAAGGUGGCCCCCGGCUACUAUACCCUCAUUUCGGACCAAGACGCCCGGGGCAUGGUGGAGUUCCAGGAGGGCGUGGAGCUGGUGGACGUGCGGGUGCCCCUCUUUAUCCGGCCUGAGGAUGACGAUGAGAAGCAGCUGCUGGUAGAGGCCAUCGAUGUGCCCAUGGGCACUGCCACCCUUGGCCGCCGCCUGGUAAACAUCACCAUCAUUAAGGAGCAAGCCAGCGGGAUAGUGUCCUUUGAGCAGUCCGAGUAUUUGGUCAGUGGCGAGGAGCAAGUAGCCCGCAUUCCCAUUGUCCGACGCAUCCUGGACAACGGCAAGUCCCAGGUCUCCUACCGUACGCAAGACAACACCGCAAAGGGCAACCGGGACUACAUCCCUGCGGAGGGCGAGCUGCUGUUCCAGCCUGGGGAGACCUGGAAGGAACUACAGGUGAAGCUCCUGGAGCUGCAGGAGAUGGACUCUCUCCUGCGAGGCCGCCAGACCCGCCGCUUCCACGUCCAACUCAGCAACCCCAAGUUCGGGGCGCGCCUGGGCCAGCCCCACUCGGCCACUGUCAUCAUCGGGGACCGAGAUGAGUUGGACAAGAACUUCACAGGCCAGACCCUGUCACCAAUCCCACACGCUCGCGGUGACCUGAGUGCCCCACAGAACCCCAAUGCCAAGGCUGCAGGCUCCCGGAAGAUUCACUUCAACUGGCUGCCCCCUCCUGGCAAACCGUCAGGGUACAGGGUAAAGUACUGGAUCCAGGGUGACUCUGAAUCCGAAGCCCACCUGCUUGACAGCAAGGUGCCCUCGGUGGAGCUCACCAACCUGUACCCAUAUUGCGACUAUGAGAUGAAGGUGUGUGCCUAUGGAGCACAGGGCGAGGGCCCCUACAGCUCCCUGGUGUCCUGCCGCACCCACCAGGAAGUACCCAGUGAGCCGGGGCGUCUGGCUUUCAACGUUGUCUCCUCCACCGUGACCCAGGUGAGCUGGGCUGAGCCAGCGGAGACCAACGGCGAGAUCACAGCCUAUGAGGUGUGCUACGGCCUGGUCAAUGAGGACAACCGACCCAUCGGGCCCAUGAAGAAGGUGCUGGUGGACGGGCCCAAGAGGCGAAUGCUGCUCAUUGAGAACCUGCGGGAGUCCCAGCCGUACCGCUACACAGUGAAAGCGCGCAACGGGGCAGGCUGGGGGCCCGAGAGGGAGGCCAUCAUCAACCUGGCCACCCAGCCCAAGCGGCCCAUGUCCAUCCCCAUCAUCCCGGACAUCCCCAUUGUGGACGCCCAGAGUGGGGGAGACUACGAAAGCUUCCUCAUGUACAGUGAUGACGUUCUGCGCUCUCCAGCUGGCAGCCAGAGGCCUAGCGUCUCUGACGACACAGGCAGCGGCUGGAAGUUCGAGCCCCUUUUGGGGGAGGAGCUGGACCUACGGCGCAUCACGUGGCGGCUGCCCCCGGAGCUCAUCCCGCGCCUGUCGGCCAGCAGCGGGCGCUCCUCCGACGCCAUCGAGCCGACCCGCAGUCCCCCGGACGACAGCGCUGACGGGGGCGCGGGGGUAGCAGUGGGGGAGGGAGGCGGCCUGGCCCGCGGUGCUACGCCCGGGCCCCCCGGAGAGCACUUGGUAAACGGGCGGAUGGACUUUGCUUUCCCGGGCAGCGCCAACUCCCUACACAGGAUGACCACAGCCAACGCAGCCUAUGGCACCCACCUGAGCCCGCACCUGGCCCACCGAGUGCUGAGCACGUCCUCCACCCUCACGCGGGACUACCACUCGCUGACCCGCACAGAACACUCGGGCACGCUGCCCAGGGACUACUCCACCCUCACCUCCCUCUCCUCCCACAGCCUCCCUCCCAUCUGGGAAGACGGGAGGAGCAGGCUUCCGCUGUCCUGGGCCCUGGGGUCCUGGAGUCGGGCUCAGAUGAAGGGGUUCCCCCCCUCCAGAGACUCACGAGACUCUAUAAUACUGGCUGGACAGCCAGCAGCGCCCUCUUGGGGCCCAGGCUCCCGCUUGGCUGCAGGUGUGCCCAACACACCCACCCGCCUGGUGUUCUCAGCCUUGGGGCCCACAUCUCUGAAAGUGAGCUGGCAGGAGCCGCAGUGUGAGCAGGCGCUGCAAGGCUACAGCGUGGAGUACCAGCUGCUGAAUGGCGGAGAGGUGCAUCGGUUCAACAUCCCGAACCCCAGCCAGACUUCAAUGGUGGUGGAAGACCUUCUACCCAACCAUUCCUAUGUGUUCCGUGUGCGGGCCCAGAGUCAGGAAGGCUGGGGUCCAGAGCGAGAGGGUGUCAUCACCAUUGAAUCCCAGGUGCACCCCCAGAGCCCACUCUGCCCCCUACCAGGCUCCGCCUUCACUCUGAGCACACCCAGUGCCCCAGGCCCACUGGUGUUCACUGCCCUGAGCCCGGAUUCGCUGCAGCUGAGUUGGGAGCGGCCACGCAGGCCUGAUGGGGAUAUCCUGGGCUACCUGGUGACCUGUGAGAUGGUCCACGGAGGAGAGCCGGCAACGACAUUCCUGGUGGAUGGUGACAGCCCUGAGAGCCGGCUGAUGGUGCCAGGCCUCAGCGAGAACAUUCCCUACAAGUUCAAGGUGCAGGCCAAGACCACCCAAGGCUUCGGGCCAGAGCGUGAGGGUAUCAUCACCAUUGAGUCCCAGGAUAGAGGCCACUUCCCACAGGUGGGUAGCCACCUUGGGCUCUUACAGCACCCACUGUCAGGAGAGUACAGCAGCGUCACCACCACGCACACCAACACCACCGAGCCCUUCCUGAUAGAUGGACUCACCCUAGGAUCCCAGCGUCUGGAAGCAGGUGGCUCCCUCACCCGGCACGUGACCCAGGAGUUUAUGAGCCACACACUGACCACCAGUGGGACCCUCAACACCAAGGUGGACCAACAGUUCUUCCAGACCUGAGCCCCCACGCCUGCCAGGCUGUGUCCUGGAACCUGCGUCCCCACCCCACCUCCCCUCCCUGGUGCUGCCUCAGCUACACCGUCCUUAGACCCCUGGUGGCCCCGCCCAUCCACAUACUGGUCACAAGGCCAGCGCCUGGCCACAAGGCAGGGAGUGGGUGUCCUCUAUGAGUCAUGAAGUGGGCAGAGGUCCCGGAAGGCCCUUCUGGCUGUUCCCCCAUCCCGUCUAAGCCUAUUUGUAACCAAAGAGCUAGGACCAGCAUAGCAAGGACCCAGCUUAGUUCUGCACUUAAUAAACUAUUUCGCUACCA
Messenger RNA from Rhinolophus ferrumequinum (greater horseshoe bat), 6205 nucleotides. It is a transcript of the gene ITGB4, whose product is annotated as integrin subunit beta 4. Bases 253 to 5895 code for a protein of 1880 amino acids. The record is from RefSeq and is a predicted model, not a curated record. Gene Ontology annotation, biological process: cell adhesion mediated by integrin; cell migration; cell-matrix adhesion. The transcript has 41 exons. Gene Ontology annotation, molecular function: integrin binding. Gene Ontology annotation, cellular component: cell surface; integrin complex; membrane. Lineage: Eukaryota; Metazoa; Chordata; Mammalia; Chiroptera; Rhinolophidae.